AUCAGCUGACAGCAGCCGGUGAGUGUUUUGACAGAGACAGCUGUGUGUAGAGGAGAGGUGAGGUUGGUCUGUAACCUCACACAGAGUAGCUUCACAUACAGAUUCCUGGACACCAACUUACUCACACUGGUUUUAAUUAGGUGAGUCAACGCAAAGAAAGAAAGAAAACUGAAGAAGAAGAAUUAUUUGAUAAAGAAAGACGACUGAUAGGAGAUGUGUGCUGCUGUGUAUGUCCUGUCUACGGUAACGGGCUACGUGCUCACCUCUGCCCUGCUGAUGAAAUGCCCAAAUCUUCUGCACCGGAAGAAGCGAGAGACUUUUCGCAGCAGGCACAUUGCCCAUCGUGGAGGAGCAGGUGAAAACCUGGAAAACACCAUGGCAGCUUUCAAACACGCUGUGGAUGUUGGCACAGACAUGCUGGAGUUGGACUGCCACCUGACAAAGGAUGAAGAGGUAGUGGUGUCACAUGAUGCCAGCCUGCAGAGGGCCUCCGGCAUCAACGCCCACAUCUCCAGCAUGUGCUACGCUGAGCUCCCUCCGUACCUCUGCAAGCUUGGUGUAACUUUUCAGCGAGAGUGUUUCUGUGAAGGGGGAGAUGACAAACGCAUGCCUCUCCUCAAGGACGUUUUUGAUGCAUUUCCCAAUACCCCCGUCAACAUCGACAUCAAGGUCAACAAUGACAUGCUCAUCAAGAAGGUCUCUGAGCUGGUUGUCAAGUACGACAGAGAGCAUCUGACGGUCUGGGGCAACGCCAACAACAAGAUUGUAAAGAAGUGUUACAAAGAGAACCCGCGUAUUCCAGUGUUGUUCAGUCUUCCCAGAGUAUUGCAGCUGUUAGGCCUCUUCUACACCGGCCUUCUGCCUUUUGUUCCCCUCAAGGAGCAGUUUCUGGAGAUCCCCAUGCCCUCUAUUAUCACCAAAAUAAAGGAUCCAAACAGAUUAACAAGGAGUCAGCGAAUCCUCACCUGGCUGGCAGACACUUUGCUGAUGAGGAAAGCUCUGUUUGAUCAUUUAACUGCCAGGGGAAUACAGGUGUACGUUUGGGUGCUGAAUGACGAGGAGGACUUCCAGAGGGCGUUCGACUUGGGAGCCACGGGAGUUAUGACAGAUUUUCCCACCAGGCUUAAGGACUUCAUGGACAGGAAUGGUAUUUCCAAGCCCCAGUGACCUGCCAAAAUCUACCUCACCCUUCAACCUGACUGACCUGCCAAUCCAGCCCCCUCCCCUCCCCUCCCCCGAAGUGCACCCACUUCCGCUGCAUGCAUUCCAGCGGGGCUCCUUUCACAUUGUGCUUUCAUAGCUCUGUACACUGCACUGGCUUGAGGAACCAGUUGUUCACAUCCCAAUCACAUAAAAUACUCUAUAAGUGCGCACACCACAUCUGCUUUAUAUCAUUAUCUCAUUUCAGUUGCGUUCUUCGUUCCCUUGCUAGGUACCCACUUGCACAAACAACAGAGUGAGAUUUCUAUAUACAACCACACAAUCUUUUUAAAGACGCUAAACUCAAAAUUCAAAGCAUAUCUAUUAUUUAGGGAUUGCCUCCACAUGGCGCUCAUGACGUCUGGGUAAUUUGAUAACCGGCAGGCUAACCACUUUUGCUUCAUGUCUCCCUGUCUCCCUUGCUGUCUGCAGUUCUCUUUAUACAUCCAUGGUGAUGACAGCGUUAAUAGCAGUAACCGCCGUAUAAGUGAACAGCAGCAGCAAUAAGAUAGACAGUGGGGCAGAGCGGGAUCCUUUUCUGCUAAGGACGUCAUUACUACACUUUAUCUUUACAUAUUCAAUAGUUGUUUGAUGCUUUAUUAAUGCUACAAAUUUCCAAUUUAGCACCUUUAAGUAUAUUUAUAAAAUGGAACAAAAUGGCCAUUAAAAUAGCAGCCUUGAAUUUCACAAUAGAUUAAUGUCUUGAUUUGAAAAUAUUAAUCAUUUUUAUGCUUUUAAGUAAAGGACAUAUUGCAGUAUUAUUGCGUUAUUGUUCAAGUAGUUAAAACACCAGCAGAUGCAUUGUGAUGUUAAUUUGCGAGCAGCUCAACAAUGUUUUGAGGUCUGAUUUUCUUCUUCCUUUUUACAAUCUGAAUGUCACUUAGCACAUGCAAUAAUACACUAAAUCUAAGAAGUUCUGAGAUUUUUUAAAUAUGUACUAGAACACAUAAAGUAUUGCUACUUGUCAUAAAUGACAGCGUGCAGACAGUGUACUGAGGAGGGUUGUGCCACUGCUCCAUAUUGACAAUUCAAAGGCACAUUCAGUUGAAAUCACUGUUUUUAUAUGAUGUGUUUUAAAGACAAUAUGUUGUAUGUUUAUGUGUAGUCAGUUAGUCUCUAGAUUUUCCAUUGAAUCAAAUGAUAUGACUGAAACUGACUGAGUUAAUCCAUUAAUGAAUCUAAGAGAGACCUUUUGCACAAAUUGAAACUUUUGUUUUUUUAUGCUAAUGAGUCCAUUUUCUACUGUGUUAUGUGAUCGUAAACCGAUUGCAUUUGUAUUUAAGAAAGAAUGAUCAUUUUUAAUGUAUGAGCUUUAAAAAGUGCAAUGAAAAUACAGUAGAAACUCUGAUACAUGUUGAUUGAUUGCUUCAUUGCAUUCACUAGAAAUUGAAAUAUAUUAAAGACAACAGUGCUUUAACAAUCCCUUGCUGUGGUUGUAACAGUAUGAAAAAGUAAAAAGAUGAUUAGGUUUAUGACACUACUGAUGUUCUGUUAUCCAGCAUUGUCACCCCACAUUAAGGGUCGUGAUGAAUGUAGUAUUGGUUGAAUAUGCUGUCUAUCGUUCGGUAUUUUACAGUCAAAACAGUAUUGCUGUGUUAUUUUCUUAAGUUUGUUGUUGGGAAUUUUGUAUUAGUGCUGUCACUGAUGGAUGGAGUGAAAUCUGCGCAGUUGUUUGUCUGAUAUUUUGUUUUGAGAACACCUGUACAUCCAAAAAUCAUUGUGAUCUACUAAUCAUAUCACAGAUCUUACAUUAAUGAUUUAGUGAAUAUUUUGAUGCCAUUAUCUGUGUUGUACUCAGUGUGUGUUUGUGUUUGUUUUGCAUGCCUAAAUGAAUAUUUGUUAAUGACAGAACCAGUUUGUGGGUCCUGGCUGCCCAUUAACAUGCCUUACCUAAGGAGUACGCCGUUUGAUUUGAUGAAAGAUUAUUUUAAAAAAGUGCAUUUUUAUCAAUAUCAAUAAAGAUAAAAUAC
This is a messenger RNA of Anoplopoma fimbria (sablefish), 3170 nucleotides long. It is a transcript of the gene gdpd1, whose product is annotated as glycerophosphodiester phosphodiesterase domain containing 1. The record is from RefSeq and is a predicted model, not a curated record. The transcript is spliced from 11 exons. Lineage: Eukaryota; Metazoa; Chordata; Actinopteri; Perciformes; Anoplopomatidae. Gene Ontology annotation, molecular function: phosphoric diester hydrolase activity; phosphatidylcholine lysophospholipase A1 activity. Bases 214 to 1167 code for a protein of 317 amino acids. Gene Ontology annotation, biological process: glycerophospholipid catabolic process; N-acylethanolamine metabolic process. Gene Ontology annotation, cellular component: endoplasmic reticulum membrane.